AUGUCGGUGGAGAGAUUUACAAGUCAGGAUCUGGAAGACCCAUUCAUUUUGCCCAUAUUCAAGGAACGAGUGGACAGCUUCUACCAAAUGAUGGUGGUGAUGGUGCAGAAUAUAAAAGACAGUGAAAACAUUAAAAAGAUGGCAGAUUUUGACCCUAUGACAUAUGAUCAGUUUUAUGAUGCAGUUCAACAUCUCUUCAAUGAUGAAUUGAAAAGUGAAUAUAUAAAGGCUGUUUUUAAGAAGAUUAAUAGCCAUUUGGAUGCAUUUGUUGAUUGGACCGAAGAUACUUCCCCAGUGUCUGGCUGUGAUUACCUUAGCCAGUUAAAACGAAUCGUAACAGUCACUGAAAAGAGUGUUAUUGUCUGGGAUCAUAAACCAAAGAGUAAAAAUCAGACUAAUUUCAUUACCAUUAAACCCAUGCAAAAUAUUAUGCUUUGCGUCUGUGCGGUGAUCCAGCCUGAGAACACAGGUGAAGAUUACAUGUUGAUUGGUGAUGAUGCUGGUUUUGUGAGCCUAUUAAUUCUGGGAAAUGAAGAUCUCCAAAAAUCCAAGGAGGGGAACGCCUUGCAAUCCCAGGUUCUGGAACCACGACUUCUCCGUCGUCCUAUUUUACGACGGAAACUGCAUCAUGAGUGGGUAUUGAGGGUGAAAUAUUUUCCACAUUUGAACUCUUUUGUGAGCUGCUCUUCGGACAGUGUAAACUCGGUGGUGCUGGAUGACAUACGCAAGUUAGGAGACUGUCAGCCAAUUAGAACGCUGUCCGUUCCACGAGGUGUUAAUGCGUUUGAUUAUUGCGUGAAAGCAAAUACAUUUGUUACUGGCGGAGAAGAUAAAAUUGUUCGACUUUGGAAUCCUAAUAUGUUCUCCAAGCCAAAGGCAUUGUUGAUUGGUCACAACUGUAUCAUUACUGAGGUUGCAAUUAAUGAAGCAGAUCAACACAUCAUUAGCCUCUCAACUGAAGGGAUGUUCAGAGUCUGGGAUGUUCAGACAAUUGCUGUCCUGCAGAUCUUCAUCUUGGGUGAACGUCAAGUAGAUCGGCACUUCAACACAAUGGUGUUUGACAAUAAAAAUAAGAAAUUAAUUGCUGGAUCCACUUCAAUCGAACUUGUACCCCUAACAUCAGCGGUGCAGGACACUCUGGAGAUACCCCGUUCCCAUGAACGAUCCAUCAAUGUUCUUGUCCUCAACAAAAUUAGUGGCAAGGUUGUCUCCAUUUGUAGUAAAUCUGUAAUUAAGGUCUGGAAACUGCUAGGUGGAAAACAGCUCUAUCAAAUUGCACACCCUCAUGGACGCGCGAUAGAGGUGACAGCAGCAGCAGUGGAUGAACAUGGACUCCAUCUGAUUACAGGGGCAAUUGACGGAGUGUCGUGCGUAAUCGUAUUAUUUCCUCAGGGAGAUCAUUGCGUUCGCAAUGGCCACAAGGCUGACUUCGACAGCACAAAACUACUGUGCUGUACCAACGACCUUUGGGACUGCCUGGAUGGACCAGAUGAAUCUUCUUUCACAAUUCUCGGAACAUUUCCAAACUUGCUCAAUACAAUAUACAGCAGUAGUUUAUUCCCAUUGAAACAAUUUCAAAGCACCAGUGGACAGUCUGAUACUGUGAAGCAGGGUCAUCUGGAUGAUAAGGGAUUAUGUGGCAUUGAUAUAUUCAUCUGCAAUGCUGAAACCUUAUUAGCAAUGGGAUGGUAUAACUUGAUCAUAAUAUGGAAUUUUGAUACAGCACACAUCUUGCAAAUAUUUAAUGAAGAUCGAGUUUUGGAAGCCACAGAUGGAGGUGAACAGAAUAAUGUAACUCCAGAUAUGGAGUCAUCCAGGGUUCAAGUUGUCAAAUUUAUUGGCCUUAGAAGUAAAGUGAUUGAACUGCAGGCUCCUGAGAUAGUUACUGAUGAUCUGUCACAGGAUUCAAGCUUAAUUAUAAAUAACUUGUCAAAAGCCAGCUCAUUGUUUAAGUAUGCUGAGACCUUUUCAGUUUCUGAAUAUAGUCAAGCGGAGCUCAGCUCACCAAUGCCUUUUUUCAAUGAUGAACCUGCACUGACAACAUUGCCUGAACAAGAGCCUAACCCCAUUCUGCUAACUGCUCAUCAGGAUGGUUCUAUUCAGUUUUGGAGUGUAGAGGGUGUAAAACUGGAUAAAAUUUUGCCCACCAUUCAGUUUUGCAGUCCUAUCACAGCAAUCUCAGUUGGUCAAAGGGUUCCUUGUCUCUUAGCUGGAAAUCAGAGCCAAAUAUCCAUUUUAGCAUACAAGGGAUCUUGCAGCAGUGGGAUUAGUCAAUCUUUGCACAAUUUCUGUAUAAAGUCCAAAGGACUGGAGUCUCAUCAGAUCAUCCUUAUUAUGUCUUUGCAGGAGCCUAUAAAUCGUAUAAUUAGCUGGAGAGCUCACACUCUGCAAAUAAUCAGCAUCUUCUUGGUGGAGGAAGCCGCUGUUGUUAUUUCUGCAUCUGUGGAUUGUUCUGUCAGGGUUUGGUAUGCAUUAAAUGGCCAUUACAUUGGAUACUUUGGACAACACAGUGCGCUGCUUUUAAUGAAUCCCAGUGAGUUUGUUUUACCCAGUGACGUAACCGAAGGACCUGUGGAGGGUAAGUCAAAGCAAUCCAACAAGGCGGACCAUUUGGACUACCCCUUGAUGUUGGACUUGGAAAGAUGGAAGCCAUUUGAUCGGGAAGGUUACUUAAUGAAGAUGAAGCAACAACGGAAAGUUCUUGAUGUUGAUCAAGACAAAAAAUUAUUUAAAUCAGUGACUAUUCCAAGGAAUGUUUUUGAUGUCGGAGCUGUUAAAAUUGCAUGA
Messenger RNA from Mobula hypostoma (lesser devil ray), 2787 nucleotides. Its product is annotated as WD repeat-containing protein 64-like. Gene Ontology annotation, molecular function: protein binding. The coding region runs from base 1 to 2787 and encodes 928 amino acids. The record is from RefSeq and is a predicted model, not a curated record. The transcript is spliced from 22 exons. NCBI's taxonomy places the organism in Eukaryota, Metazoa, Chordata, Chondrichthyes, Myliobatiformes, Myliobatidae.